This is a messenger RNA of Trichoplusia ni (cabbage looper), 1750 nucleotides long. RefSeq names its product juvenile hormone esterase-like. NCBI's taxonomy places the organism in Eukaryota, Metazoa, Arthropoda, Insecta, Lepidoptera, Noctuidae. The transcript is spliced from 4 exons. The record is from RefSeq and is a predicted model, not a curated record. The coding region runs from base 111 to 1718 and encodes 535 amino acids.
GCAGCCCGCCGGCCGGCGUCUGUCAUUCAUUAGCAUUAGUUCGCGUCCAAGCGCUCACGGCCGCGAGUCGUGUCAACAUCAACAGUGGCACAGAGUGAGAAAAGAAGAAAAUGGUUGAAGUCAAAGUACAGCAAGGCGUGCUGUCUGGUGAGCAGCUGACGACGGAUCCUGAUGGUACCCCGUACUACAGCUUCAAAGGCAUCCCGUACGCUCAGCCUCCCCUAGGAAAACUCAGAUUCAAGGCUCCACAACCACCAUUACCAUGGGACGGUGUCAGAAAAGCAACUGAACACGGCCCCAAAUGUCCACAAAGAGAUAUUUUUACCGACUUGUUGAUACCUGGCAGUGAAGACUGCCUGUACUUGAAUGUAUACAGUCCGGAUAUCAAACCUGCUUCACCAUUACCCGUUAUGGUGUUCAUACAUGGAGGCGGCUUCAAAAGCGGAUCGGGCAAUGAUGACCACUACGGCCCAGAUUUCCUUGUUAAUCAGGGAGUCAUUCUUGUUACAAUAAACUACAGAUUAGAAGCAUUAGGCUUUCUGUGCUUGGACUCUGAAGAGGUACCUGGAAACGCAGGGAUGAAAGAUCAAGUGGCUGCUUUGCGCUGGGUGAGAGAUAACAUAUCAAGCUUUGGAGGAGAUCCUAACAAUGUCACAAUAUUUGGUGAGAGUGCCGGCGGUGCAUCUACUUGUUUUCAUGUAAUCUCACCAAUGUCUAAAGGACUUUUUAAGAAAGCUAUUGCCAUGAGCGGUGUUCCAAUUUGUGACUGGGCAACACCAUUUGCUCCGCAAAAACGAGCAUUUGUAUUUGGCAGACAAUUGGGUUUGGACACUAAGGACCCAAAAGAACUAUUAGAUUACUUGCAAAGCCUUCCAGUUGAAAAAUUAUACGACACAGAUCCUACUGUACUGUCAUUUGAGAAAAUUCAUGAAAACAAAUUGAAGUUUUAUCAUUUUACUCCAGUCGUCGAAAAAGAUUUUGGAACCGAGCAGUUUUUGACUGAAGAUCCUUUGGUAGCCUUGAAAAACAAAAGAAUAAACGAUGUUGAUGUGGUCGUAGGAUAUACAAACGACGAAACUCUGAUCGCCAUCAAUUUCUUCGAGCACUCACUACUUGAGUCUUACAUUCAACAUAAGGAACUGGUAGUACCUAGAAAGAUCUUGAAUAAAUGCACACCUGAAAUAAUCUUAGAAGUAGCAGAAAAAAUUCACGAUCACUACUUUAGAGAGUCAAAAAUAAGUUUAGAGAAUAUGCGUCAAGUGCUAAAUUUCUCUAACGAUGCUUAUUUCUUUGCUGAUAUUAACAGGUUUAUGUACCAUUUGACAAAUGUCGGUGGUAACAAAAGAUACUUGUACAAGUUCUCCAGUGUGUCAGGGAGAAAUGUUUACGGGAAUAUGGGAAGCAAGUACGGGAUCCAAGGAGUAUCCCACUUAGAUGACUUAAUGUAUUUGUUCAACGGCAAGAUUUACACAUUGAACGUUGAGAAGAAUAGUAGAGAACAUCAACUGAUCAAACAGGCGUGCACUGUUUUCACAAACUUCGCAAAAUAUGGUCAUCCGACACCAGAUGGCACGCUGGGCGCCGUGUGGCCGGAGUACGACAACAACAGCAAGCGCUACGUGGACAUAGGAGACAGUCUGACGGUCGCCAGCAACCCUGAUGCUGAAGCUGUCAAAUUCUGGAAGAGCAUUUACGAAUUUGCUGGUAUCGAAUGGUAGAUCGAAGCAAAUAAAAUUGAAUUUGAACCUAC